Physella acuta is the source of this 851-nucleotide messenger RNA. RefSeq names its product enhancer of rudimentary homolog. The record is from RefSeq and is a predicted model, not a curated record. NCBI's taxonomy places the organism in Eukaryota, Metazoa, Mollusca, Gastropoda, Physidae.
UUUUGUCGGUAAAUAUAAAGACCUAAAGUCUCAACAGCUACUUUCUGUACAGACACUUUGCCUUUACAAUUUAUUACAAUGUCUCAUACAAUUCUUCUGGUGCAGCCAAAUCAGCGUCCUGAGACAAGAACCUACUCAGACUAUGAAUCUCUAAAUGAGUGUUUAGAAGGUAUCUGCAAAAUUUUUGAAGAACAUUUGAAACGCCUGCACCCUCAUGAUCCUUCUAUAACAUAUGACAUUUCACAAUUGUUUGAGUUUAUAGAUCAGUUGACUGAUUUGAGUUGUUUGGUAUUUCAGAAGUCUUAUGGUACAUACACCCCACACAACAAAGAUUGGCUGAAAGAGAAGAUCUAUCAUAUGUUAAGGAAACAGGCUGGCAAAUAAAUAUGCUGAUGAUUUUCUUAAUCCUGCUAUAACUAUUUUAUUUUUGUUUGUCAUACUGUUUGUCACUUUUACUUUGAUAAUGAUAGAUUGACUUGAAAUAUUCAUUAGGUUAAUUAUGUAAGUAUUCAGUUUUACCAUUCAUUUUUUUAUUUUCAAUUUCUGAUUAUUGUUUAUAAAAAUUAGGGACAUUGCUACAGUUUGUUUUUUAUUAAGAUAAUGUUAAAUUUAAAAUAUCUUUUUGAGACUAAAACUUAAAUAGAAAUGUCAAAAUUUAAAUAGAAAACAUGUCAAAAUAUUGUACCAUUAAAGUUAUUUAUUCUUUAUGUGUAAGUAGGCUAUUUACUUUUGAAAUUGCCAAAACAACAUUCAAGUUUUAGGUUUGAAGACAAUGUCCUUGUUGUUUAAAGACAUCAUUUCACCCUUUUUAAUGCACAACCAUUGUAAUAAAAGUUACCAUUUUAACAAUU